AUGGAGUCUCGUCAGCAUCAAGAUGCACCGUCCCGCGAUGCAAAGAGUCCCGAGGAUGGGAUUGAUCAGCCGCAGCCAACGAGCCCGCUCUGGAAACCACUGCCCACGGCUCCGCCAAAGGAGUUUCCUCCUGACAUGAUUCAAUCCGAAGACCCAGCCGGGCCCGGCAUUUCGUCUCCAGCUGCAACCCUGGCACCUUCCGAACUCAAGGGACAGCCCAUGAUCACCCCAGUGCCGAACCCGGCGACUGUGACGCCGCUGCAGCUUCUCGGCGACUCACCGCAGUGGAUCGACUGUCCCUUCUGCCAGCGCAGGACGCAGACGGUGUUGAGCAAACGAGGCUCGGGCACGCAGGCCCUGCUCAUGCACUUCCUGCUGGCGGGCUGGUGUGAGAACGUUUACUACACUUGCUCAAACUGCAAGCACACCGUUGCUAUGAGGCCUCACGACGGGCCAGUGCAGGUCUUUGGUCCUGUUCAGGCAAGUCAGACUGAUAUCAACCUCGUUGCCAUGACGUUCCUGCCACCUACGGAUGUGCUCGCUCGGCUCCAGACAGCUGGUGACAACUAUGCGAGCGGGAAACCCGGCGCGCGGGAGCAGCUCAUCGACUUGAGCUAUGCUCUGAUAUCAAGCCUGGAGCUGCCUAGUGAGGCAAUACAGCGCAUGGGGUGGGCCGAGCCUGCGAGGACAGCACACUGCCGAAUAGCUGUAGACCUUGAUCUCUUCGAGCAUAUCAGAGAUAGUGGCUCUCAAGGCAUCCGCGCCGCGGACUUGGCAGUCAAGACUGGCGCGGAUCCCGUGCUCAUUGCACGCGCUUUGAAACAUCUGGCGGCCAUGAAAGUCGUGGGAGAGAACGGCGCAGACUCAGUCGUUGCCACGCCUCUCAGCAACGCCCUCACCGAGCCAAGGUUUCGCAACGGCAUCAUUUACACACACGACGUCGCGGGCCCCUCAUUCCGAGCCCUCCCAGAGUACCUCAGGAGCACGCGCUACGCCCUGCCCACGAGCCUCACAGACGGGCCCUUCCAGGCUGCGCACAAGACGCAGCUGCCAUUCUUUGCCUGGCUUGAUCAGAAUCCGCCCUACCUCGAAGCCUUCAACAGCUACAUGUCGGCCUACCGCGCCGGCAAGCCCGCCUGGGUCGAUCCGGGCUUCUACCCCGUAGAAGAGCGUUUGGCAGCUGGGUAUGACUCGAACAUCAGUGAGGCCAUGCUCGUCGACGUCGGCGGCGGGAUGGGCCACGACCUGCGGGAGCUAAGGGCGAAGCAUCCUUCCCUCCCGGGCAAGCUGAUCCUGCAGGACCGGCCCGAGGUCAUAUCUACCGUAGGCAAGGAAGCAGGUAGCACUGGGGUGUUUGAAGCCCAGGCGCACGACUUCUUCACGCCGCAGCCCGUGCGGCACGCGCGCGCGUACUACCUCCACUCGGUGCUGCACGACUGGGGCGACGACGAGUGCCUGCGCAUCCUGGAGCAGCUGAAGCCGGCGCUGCGGCCGGGAUACUCGAGGCUGCUCAUCAACGAGAUCAUCGUGCCGGACCGGGACGCGUCCUGGGCCGCGACUUCGAUGGACCAGCUCGUGUUCGUGCUGGGGGCUAUGCGCGAGCGCACGAGGGCUGACUGGGAGGCGAUACUGAGUCGGGCCGGGUUCGGGAUUGUGCAGGUUUAUAGCUUCAAGAUGGGGAUGGAAAGUCUCAUUGAAGCGGAGAUCUUGUGA
Thyridium curvatum is the source of this 1713-nucleotide messenger RNA. RefSeq lists its product as uncharacterized. The coding region runs from base 1 to 1713 and encodes 570 amino acids. NCBI's taxonomy places the organism in Eukaryota, Fungi, Ascomycota, Sordariomycetes, Thyridiales, Thyridiaceae. The transcript is spliced from 8 exons. Gene Ontology annotation, molecular function: O-methyltransferase activity. The record is from RefSeq and is a predicted model, not a curated record.